This is a messenger RNA of Westerdykella ornata, 1012 nucleotides long. RefSeq names its product endoglucanase-5. Gene Ontology annotation, molecular function: cellulase activity. Gene Ontology annotation, biological process: carbohydrate metabolic process. The record is from RefSeq and is a predicted model, not a curated record. NCBI's taxonomy places the organism in Eukaryota, Fungi, Ascomycota, Dothideomycetes, Pleosporales, Sporormiaceae. The coding region runs from base 162 to 863 and encodes 233 amino acids. The transcript has 3 exons.
AUAACUACGAGCAGUCGGUUCCCGCUUCCAGACCUGUUCUGGCGUCGACUGCGAUUCAACUGUGGUUCACCGCCAGUGAAUGACCAACCUCUCCUAACCCACCUUUCCUCAACCCACCUUUCCUCAACCCACCUUCUCUCAACCAACCUUUCCUGCCCAACAUGCUCCUCUCCCUGAAGAACUUGGCCCUCCUGGCACUGAUCACGGGCGCCGCAUCCGUCGAGGCUCAGAAGACCGGCAGGACGACUCGUUACUGGGAUUGCUGCAAAGGAUCAUGUGGUUGGUCGGGAAAGGCCGCAGUCAACCAGCCCAUCACCAGCUGUGACAAGAACGAUAACCCGUUGUCGAACAUGGCCGCAAAGAAUGGGUGCGAGGCUGGCGGGCAAGCCUACAUGUGCACGAACCAGUCGCCGUGGCAGGUCUCCGAGAACUUGUCGUACGGUUUCGCCGCCGUUAAGCUUGCCGGUGGGAAUGAGGCUAGCUGGUGCUGUGCCUGCUACAAACUGACAUUCACAACCGGGCCCGCAAAGGGGAAGCAAAUGAUUGUCCAGGCCACCAACACCGGUGGCGAUCUCGGACAGAACCACUUCGAUCUCGCCAUGCCCGGCGGUGGCGUUGGACUCUUCAAUGGCUGCACGAACCAAUGGGGAGCGCCGCCCAACGGCUGGGGCAAGCAGUAUGGCGGUAUCUCCUCGCGCUCCGAGUGCGACAGCUUCCCCGAGAAGCUCAAGCCAGGAUGCUACUGGCGCUUCGAUUUCUUUCAGAACUCAGAUAAUCCAGACGUCACGUUCGAGGAAGUCGUAUGCCCCAAGGCGAUCACGGAUCGGUCUGGCUGCAUUCGCAACGGGCAGACGCCGACUUAGGGGAUUGAUGGCACAUAUGUUCCCCAGGCCACAUCGGCGCCGAUUCCCAAGCAUUGAAGGCGGAUUGGUACAGGGAUCUUGAGCAAGAGAUGACGAUGACUCGUGGAGAACACACUAUGUAUAUAUGAGCAGUCGAAAAAUCACAGCCG